AUGUCAUCUCAAGCCACAAUGCUUGGCGCCGAAUUGCCUGUAUCACCCCAGCUCUUCCUGCUGGGGAUCGUCUUGACUGGAUAUCUGUUUUACAAUUAUAUCAUCUUUCCAACCCCCCAAUCCGUGGCCAGCUUGCAAUUUCUGAACAGUUCGCCUGGAGAAUGGUUUCCCUACCUUCGGGCACUCUAUCGCAACACCUUGGAUCUUAAAAAGACUCUUUACCUGCACCACACUGAGCACAAGAAUGAGACGGUCCGCGUUCCUAUCCUGGGACCCGGUCAAGACAAGUUGAUUCUGUUGCCGUCUUCCCAAAGGAAAUGGCUCGUGGAUCAGCCUGACUCUGCCGUGAGCAUGCAUGAACAGACCACCAACCACUUCCAAUGGAACUAUGGCACCAUCUAUCCCACUCGCGACCACAACAAAGUCCCCAUUCACAUCAUAGCCACCAAGCUCACUCGGGAGAUUGGAAACCUGAUCCCGACCCUUUCGGAAGAGUUAGAUCUUGCACUGGCCAAGUAUUGGGGAGAUGACGUCUCAAUCGGCGACGAGUGGAAGGAGGUGGGAGUUUACGAUACGCUGCGGCCCAUCAUCAGUCAAGCAAUCAAUCGCAUAUUCAUCGGAGAGCUGCACUGCCGAAACGAAGCAGUUCUUGAUGCUGGAUUCUCGUACGCAAAAGUCAUUCCGUUCGAGGCAAACAUGCUCUGGCUCAUUCCCAACCCGUUACGGCAUCUUUUGGCGCCUCUGAUCACACUCCCAUCCCGCUGGUGCGAGAAACGGUGGUUCAAUCUUACCAUCGAUGAGGUUCGCAAAAGAUUGGCGGCUAGAGGACAUGGCAAAGAAUCCGAUAAAUACGUCGGGGGGCUUGAGGAAGGGGCCAGGAAUGACUUUUUGGCGUGGCUCAUCGAGUACGGAGAAUCCCAAGGAGAUCCCUACCUGUUGGAUCCCGAAGUCCUCUCGGCGCGCAUCUUGCUCCUCAACGCCUUUGCCCUCCACACCAACGUCUUUGCCAUUGUGCACAUGCUUCUCGAUAUCGUCGGGGCAGGAGUCGAGCAAGGCUCCAAGAUUGUUGCCGAACUCCGUCAAGAGAUCAACGAUGUUCGUGCCGCUCAUAGCGAGGAUGAGGGUUGGAACAAACGAUCACUUGCCAAGCUGGAGAAGCUGGACAGCAGCUUCCGGGAGAGCCAGCGAGUCAACACCAUCUUGAGUCUGGGCCCCCUGCGAAUUGUAGGAAAGGAGGGCAUCACUACCCCCUCCGGCAUUCACAUUCCACCGGGCUAUCAAGUUGGCAUCCCGGCUUACUCGAUCCACUUUGACACCGAGAUCUACGGAGCUGACACUGAAGCUUUCAAACCAUUCCGCUUCUACAACAGAAGAAAAGACGCACGGGACACUGGUGAUAGUCUCAAGGGAGCUAGACAAGCGUGGGCUACCACAUCUGCCGACUACUUGUCAUUCGGGGCUGGUUUGAACAGCUGUCCGGGAAGGUUCUUUGCUUCUGGAAUGUUAAAGGUACUCAUGGCCAACAUCUUGUUGAGGUAUGAUUUUGAGUUUCAGGAAAAGAGAGCAAGUAAUUUGUGGUUUGGAACCAACCACAUCCCUCCAAUGAGUGCAAAGAUGAGAAUUAGGAGGAGGCAGUUGUAG
This is a messenger RNA of Pyricularia grisea, 1641 nucleotides long. RefSeq lists its product as uncharacterized. The coding region runs from base 1 to 1641 and encodes 546 amino acids. The record is from RefSeq and is a predicted model, not a curated record. Gene Ontology annotation, molecular function: monooxygenase activity; oxidoreductase activity, acting on paired donors, with incorporation or reduction of molecular oxygen; iron ion binding. NCBI's taxonomy places the organism in Eukaryota, Fungi, Ascomycota, Sordariomycetes, Magnaporthales, Pyriculariaceae. The transcript has a single exon.